This is a messenger RNA of Spinacia oleracea (spinach), 918 nucleotides long. RefSeq lists its product as uncharacterized. The record is from RefSeq and is a predicted model, not a curated record. Bases 1 to 918 code for a protein of 305 amino acids. Lineage: Eukaryota; Viridiplantae; Streptophyta; Magnoliopsida; Caryophyllales; Amaranthaceae. The transcript has a single exon.
AUGAGUGCAACUAAUGUCACCAUAAACAGAGUACCCAUGAGUGGAACAGGGGACCUUGCUGUGAUUGAAUUGGAGGAUAUCCAAGAGGAAAUCGAUUACUGGAACUCUGCGACUAUGUGUUAUGUGGUUGGAGCGAAUCCCCCUAUUCAUGUAAUGGAGGGGUUUGUUCGUCGAAUCUGGAGAAAUAUGGGGGUGGAGAAGGUGGUUGUUGUAGCAAAAGGGGUGUUCCUAGUUAGGUUCACAACCAUGGCUAGACGCGAUGAGGUGUUGGCUUCUAAGAGGCCCUUUUUUGACAGCAAACCUGUUGUUCUUAAGGCAUGGACACAGGAUAUGGAUUUCUCAAAGGAGGAUUUGAGAUCUGUGCCCAUUUGGGUUAAGCUACAUCAGCUUGAUUUUAAGUACUGGGGUGAGAAGAGCCUCACUAAGAUUGUAGGGAAACUUGGCACUCUUAAGCAUGUAGACAGUGCUACUGCAAAGAGGGAUAAACUUUUGUUUGCAAGGGUACAGGUUGAAGUGAGUGUGGAGCAAGAUUUUCCUGAUAAACUGCAGUUCAUUAAUGAGAAGGGGAGUGUGACUGAGAUUGGGGUUGAGUAUGAAUGGAGACCAGUGGUGUGUUCUCAAUGCAAGGGUUUGGGACAUGAGCUGGCUAAAUGCAGGAAGAACAUGGGUAGAAGGAUAUGGGUGCCAAAGGUUGUGGUGCCUCUACCAGCUAAUCAUGGUAGUGUGCAGGUUCAACAAUUCCAACCUGUCCAAAAUCCUAGUAGGAGAGUGAGUCCUAGUCCUGCUGGUAUUAGUGUUGGUAAUCAUUUUCAGGUGCUUGGAGUGGAUCAUGGUGAGGAUCAGGGAGAUGGUGGUGGUGGGGUGAACCCACAGCAGUGUGCUACUGGAGGAGGGGACUCCUCUGGAAACAAUGGAUAG